GAGUACAAGACGAAGAGCGGAGUCGUCUGCAACAAGAAGCUUAUUCUCGGCGGCGCCCACCUGAUAGAGGCGUUCUACAUCGCUCUGAAACAGCAUCCGAAUGCUCCGCAGUUGCACGCGAGCCUUGUCGAAGGCGUGCCUGACUGCACGCGCGUCGAUGCCCGAACCCCUUCGGACGGCCUCAAGUACUUCGUCGACAUCAGCAACGAGCUCAACGGUUUCGCGUCGAGGACUUCCUUCUUGCAGAUGUAUCGGCGCGUUGAGGACAUUGGGAAAGGCUACACCAACCACCUGAAGCGCGAGACGCAGCAGCAGCAGCAACACCAGCAGCAACGCAAAUUGGCCGCCGCCGCCGCCACUUUCGAGGGGGCGCUUGCGGGCGGUGAGGGCGGCGAACCAGAUGCCGCGGAUCAGAAGCCAGCGGGCGCGGACAGCAGCAAACGCAAAGCCGAUGACGCCGCUGACAAUGCUGGCGGCGAGCAGCCUGCUUCCAAGAAACUUCGGAGUCAGGCUGGCUACGAGACCGAAUACCUUAACUGGAUGAAGAAGGCCUUUCCAAACACCUUCACGCACAUGACUGUGUUUAAGGCGGCUCGCGCGUUCAAGGCGAAGAUGGUUGAACUCAAGCAGUGGGAGCCGUUCGCGGACUACAUGGAGGCCCACGUCAAGUUCACUGAGACCUUCGAUCAAGGAAACGUUAUCCAUUGUCAGGCGGCCGUUUUGAACGCGUUCGCAGCAGAAGCAGAAAGGCCUGACAUCAUGACAGAGUUCUUGGUGCCUGCAUUGCGUCUUUGCGCGCCGACCAACGACGGAGUGCCCCAGGUGUGCUUCUCUGUGCGGAACACGGCUGUCAAGCUGUUCUCAGGCUUCGUUGACGUCAGGAUGUCGAAGUGCGCCGAGGCAGUGGCCAAGGCUAAGGCAAGUGGAAAGACAAAGAAGGGAGCCGCCAAAGCGAAGGCCAUGGGCAAGGUUGGGGACAAGGCUGUGGCCGCUAUGCCGCUGCCGCCCGCUGCCAGCAAGACAACUUUCUGGGGCGACGCCCUCAACGUGAUCGCGAUGGUCACCAAGGACGCAAAGAGUGUUCUCGCUGAGGUCGUGGAGGACGCGAAGUGCUACGUGAUCAUGCAGAUCGUGCAACACGAAUGCACGCUCCCGAUUCGCAAUGAAGGCGACGUGCAGGUCAAAGGCUGGACCAAGUUCAGGAAGGCCCUCGCGCGGUUCGUCAUUGCCCAGCACGAAUACAACGACGGCGUCAACUUGCAUUUCGAGAAAUUCAAGGAUACGGGGUCGGCUGGCGAGCAGGGCAUUGAUGAUGCGUCUUCUACUAUUGCGGUCAUGGGCCCUGUCCCUGAGGCCUUCCACGAGGGGAUGGUGGUAACUUUGCGCGACUACUUGGAGAAGGAUCCCGUCGAUAUUUCGACGUGGGACGAGGCUGGGGACUUAUCCAAAGUGCUGGGGAAGGACUCUUCCAUCGCCGUCGCCCGCGUCGUGUCGGCGAGCAAGGGCGCAUGGGCCAGCAAGUCUCACAUUUGGUCGCCAGCGAUGGCAGAGGCAUUGGAACCUGCAGCCGAUGUCGACGCCUGCGUCAGUGAAGUGUUGAACCAAGUCUGGCUUGCCGUAGAGGGACUGCAGCCAUCGGCGGUGUGUAAGGUACUGAGCAAGUUUGUGGAAUUGCCGAAAGCUGACAACUUCGAGGAUCUAUCUGCCUUGGCCGACGUCCAUCCAGUGUUUUGCCAGCCCCUGAAGUAUUUCAAGAGUUGCGCCGACGCCGUCGUCUACUUGAACUUUCGGUCACGUUUCGUGAUGUCACUGAUCGACGAAUCGUGCAGUGCGAUGCAGGACAUGAUCCAGAAGAAGCAGGGCAAGCCCUCUGCGUUGGAGAACACUGUGGCGUAUUUGAAGAAAGGCCUCUCUUUCGUCCGUGCAAACACAGAGAAAGUUGCGGUAUCUGAUUUUCGGUUGGCAGACGACUCCAGUUGGAAAAGCUUGUGGGCGAGGCUGAUGAAAAAGGCCAACGAGGAGGCUCCGAAGGAGGAGUUCGCUGCACAGAGGGAGAAGCCGUCUCAGCAUUGCGGCGUGGACUUGGAAUCAAUGACGGCUAAAGAUCUGAAGGGGUUGGCCUCCCAUUUCAGCAUAGCCUUCGAGAGUAGCAUCAAGAAGGCGGAGCUGGUCAAGCUCAUUUCUGACAAGAAGGCGACGAUUGCAGCUGCAGAUGAAUCGUUGCAGCAGUCUGGGCCAAACGUUGACGACUGGUGGGAGCGCCUUGCUGGUGAGUUUACUUCGGGCGUGGACGUCAUCGAGAGGGCACUGGCAGAGGAAGAUGAGAAGCUGACCAUUGGCGAAUACUAUUUUCCCUCUGCGGCUCCGUCUGCGAGCGGUCUGAAGGCUCUUGGUACUGUGGCGUUCGCAAUGAACGCGACCCUGAGCAUGAUCGACGACAUCAAGGCCCACAGGGAGACCAACGUCGAGUGGAUGUCUUUCAAGGCCGACGCGAACAACAACGGACAGGUUGCAAGGCCUGUGAAGUUUCUUGGGCCAUCGAAGGCCGAACUCGAAGCAGAUCCGACUAUCUUGGCUAAGCUCCCGUCAUGCCGUCUGUUGAUGCGUGGCCGCGUCACCGCCAUCCCUGCUGGAACUUCUGCGGGGCUUAGUAAGUUCUACGUCGGGAAGGCGCUCGGCGGCUACAACUUGGUCGUGACGCCGCUGAGCCCGAAUCAAGACAUUGGUUGGUCCAUGAAGGUGGUGACGGGCGAGGACUGCUUGCCCACGAUGGUCGUCGACGACGAGAGCAGCUACGAUAUCGUGACAAAGGGCCCCGACGGCACGGACUGCGCUAUCAAGGUCAUCACGUUGAUGCCGAACCCCGAGUGGAUCGCCUCCCUGGCCAACCGCGUGCGCAACGAUGAGUCCGCGGACAGCGCCCGGGAC
Molecule: messenger RNA, 2928 nt
Organism: Prorocentrum cordatum
Lineage: Eukaryota; Dinophyceae; Prorocentrales; Prorocentraceae
Source: the annotation of a GenBank genome assembly